Molecule: messenger RNA, 591 nt
Organism: Microdochium trichocladiopsis
Lineage: Eukaryota; Fungi; Ascomycota; Sordariomycetes; Xylariales; Microdochiaceae
Exons: 3
Coding region: 1-591 (196 amino acids)
Source: RefSeq, a predicted model, not a curated record
AUGGCCAUCAACAGCAGACUGGUGAUCGUUGGCACUACCUAUCAGCCCAACCCUCCGCUCUUCUCUCAACUCUGCAAAAUUGAGCACCUUAUCAGCGGAAGUCGCCUUGCUCCCGCAUGUGUUAAUGUCAUCUGUGCUCCAGAGCUAGGGGCGUCUCUGGCAUUGGAGGUGCUAUGGGAUACGACUGUCGAAGUGCACUUCGAAGGGGCCUGGCCCCCAGUUGACUUUCGAGCUGUCGGCUUGCUUUUGCGUCGCAUCAUUGGCCCGUGGUGGGCCGUAAGGGUUGGCAGUUAUGUGACGCGGUAUCAGCACAUGCUGGCUGUGGAAUUCUUCGUGGUGCACCAUCCGGAUCAGAUUAUGGAUGAUUUCGAUUUGAAGAAGAGCCGCUUUAGCCAAAAACAUUGCGGCCCGCCGCCGAGUAUGGUGCGCAGCGAGAUGUCCUGUGUUCAUGGAUCGUCGGGCAACGACCACGGCGACACAAAUGGUGAUCCGGUUGCGAGGAACUUUGAGGUUGGUCCCUUCUCCGAAUUUAUCUCCGAACUGGUCUAUGUCCUUGCAUACUGCGAAGCACAAUUCCACAGUCUCCCAUGA